Messenger RNA from Rotaria sordida, 1500 nucleotides. The record is from the annotation of a GenBank genome assembly. Lineage: Eukaryota; Metazoa; Rotifera; Eurotatoria; Philodinida; Philodinidae.
AUGACACGUGCUUUUGGUCAUGCAACAUCGAUUUUUGUUACUUUUCUCUUCUACAUUAACACAUUACUUUCAUCAUCAUCAUCAUCAUCGACGAAUACAAAAUUGCUCUUUUACACAACUGAAAUAGUUGAAAUGGGCCAGGAACAGUCCUCAACACGUGCUAGUCAUCGUCACAAUGUAUCUAAUAUACUACCAGCUAGACAUCAACGGGUUGAGUGGAUGUGGAAAGCGAACAUAGAUCCUUUCUCGAACUUUCAACCGGCAGAAUGGCACUCGUACUCCGAUGUAGAAAUGGCCAUUAUCGAAGAAGCAUUUGAAAAACAACUAUCGGAAGCAUUACUCGACGAUUAUCACAUUGAUUUUCAACAUGUCAUCCAAAUAUCGAACAAUAAUGUCAAUAAUCAACGACCUGUCAAGCGAAUAGUCAAUGAACGUGGAGAAGAAAGAUUAAGAGAAGAACGCUUUACGAAUAAUCCUAUUGCACCAUCCGGAUCCUUCACAGACACUAGUUCUUUGUACUUCGCCCGUGCAGUUCGAGAGCACUUCGAAUUCACUGCUUCUUCAUUCAAUGAUGUUCAACGUCGAAUAUUGAUUGAAAAAGCAGCUGAAGGUCUCAUCGUCGAAGGAAAGAAAGUUGGCAAACAGCAGGAAGGUUUAUGGCUAAGCCAACAACUACUCAACGUCAAAGAGAGGACUGAAAAAGAAGUCUAUGAGUGUUGUGCUCGUCUCUAUUGCAUGGAAUCAUUUCUCUACAAGAAAUUAAAUGAAUGGAUGCGUCUUGUUGGUGAUCCUCAGUAUGAACAAGUAUGGAAAAAUCCAACUAAAACUAUUGAGGAUCUUAAAAAAAUGAUACAAAAAAAGAAGGAUAUAUCAGCUGAUCAACAACGAAUCAUUUUUGCUGGAAAACAAUUAGAAGAUGGAGCAACACUAAGUCAUUAUGGAAUACAUAAUGGAGUUACAUUACACUUAGUUUCACGUAUGCGUGUUGAAGCUCCAUCUACGCUAGAUCUUUCAAGUCUCGAUCCACAAUAUGAUUACGAUUUUACAAAUGUACAAGAUCACGAGCGUAAAUUUCGACGAGGUGGACUCGAUUAUGUUCGUCCUUGCGGCUGGAAACGCUUUGCCAUUAAAGUAACAGAUAAAUAUGAAAAUUCGGUAUGGCUUGGUCACCAGAACACCGAAGGGGAAUGGCCUGCCUCUUAUCAUGGAACUGGUCUCAAUGAAAACAAAACGAUGGCGACGGAUGGCUACAAUUUAACGAAAGGUAAAAGAUAUGUCUUUGGACAUGGCGUUUAUUCAACUCCUGACGUAAAUGUAGCAGAAAAAUAUGCAGUCAAAUUUUCACAUGAAGGAAAUCAAUAUUUGCUUAUAUUACAAAAUCGUGUGAACCCUGAACAAUUAGUAAAAUUGUCGGCUGCUGAAACUGGCAUUGGUGAUUACUGGAUUAGUCCUAGUGACAAAUAUAUCCGUCCAUAUGGAAUUCUAAUUCGAAAAGUUUAA